Molecule: messenger RNA, 942 nt
Organism: Colletotrichum orchidophilum
Lineage: Eukaryota; Fungi; Ascomycota; Sordariomycetes; Glomerellales; Glomerellaceae
Exons: 6
Coding region: 1-942 (313 amino acids)
Cellular component (GO): ascospore wall; lipid droplet; prospore membrane
Source: RefSeq, a predicted model, not a curated record
AUGUCUGACGAACGAACUGUAUCACAGGGCCAGGCCUCCAGCUCUGGCGGAAGAAACAGAGUGGUCAAUUCAGUGCAGGCCAAGGCCCAGGAAGUCUUGCAAGAGGACUACGAUAAGGCGAGAGGUCUGGUCGCUGAUGCUGCCAAGAGCAAGGCUUACCUGUACCCCAUCAAGGGAAUCAUCUACUUCGCAACCCACCGAACGCUGUGGAAGCCCCUCCUGUCGCGCAUCGGAUCCUACCUGCUCCUGUCUGCUGGUGUCGUCACCGGCAUGUUCGUCUUCACCUACGUGCCACAACUUGCCCUCCUCGUUUUCGUCAACGGUCCCCUGGCCGUGUUCACUACCGUCCUCUUGAUCCUGAACGAGAGCUCGGCAAUCAUCAACUUCCUCUCAAGAUCCUUCCUACUCCAAGACGCGAUUCUGGACACCUUUGACGGCACUCUUCUUCUCAGAGAUGAGGACGGUAUUGUGAGGGAGGGCAGACAGCUCCGGCCCGGAUCUGACCCCAUGCAGAAGCUGGGCAAGGUUCUCAAGAGCCCCUUUGCGAAAUACAGCCCCAAGGCUCUGAUCAGAUACCUCAUCUACCUUCCCUUGAACUUUAUUCCCGUUGUGGGGACCGUCAUCUUCAUCUCUCUUCAGGGCAAGCUUCUCCAAUCGCUUUCGGCUCGCGGCAGAGGCCAAGCCGUCCACGGCCGUUACUUUCAACUGAAGAACUGGUCGUCUUCCAGAAGAGCCGACUGGCUCAAGAGACACUCCGGACCUUACACUGCGUUCGGCUUAGUCGCGACCGCCCUUGAGAUGAUCCCCUUCGCCAGUGUGCUGUUCACAUUCACCAACGCUGUUGGUGCUGCUCUAUGGGCCGCCGAUAUCGAGGCCAAGAAUACCUCUAUGACCGACAGCACAGCUCCCACGCUUCGAGAGACGGCACAAAAGGCCGAGUAA